Messenger RNA from Cylindrotheca closterium, 1215 nucleotides. Lineage: Eukaryota; Bacillariophyta; Bacillariophyceae; Bacillariales; Bacillariaceae. The record is from the annotation of a GenBank genome assembly.
AUGACAGCAGCACGUCAAACAGCAAUUCGCAUCCCUUCCAAGGUCUGGAGAGCAGCUGCAUCCCAGCAUCAAGAAAAGAUAGUCAGCAUCCUGAAGCCAGGGCUAACACCAUUGGAUCAUCCACUUAACGUGGGCAUGCGAAGACAGUAUAAAAAGGAGAACAACAAGGAAUGGGUAACGGCACUGGAUCCAAAGAAUCCAGUCUACAAUUUUUUGAUCGAAUAUUAUGGACUCAAGGGAGCCAAAGGUGUCCGGAAGUUAUGCCGAUGGUCUCCAAGCCCGGGGCUUUUAAUGCAUUGUCAGUCUAAUCACAUUGAAACUGUUGAUCAACUGCAUACACUUUCGGCGGCAUAUACACAAGAAACGAUCACAGACGUAUCAACCAUGUGCGAUAGUGUAUUACUUGAAGGAGCUGAUGAAAACGAUUUCGGAUCCACGAUACACUUGCGGGGGGCUACCGUGGUGGAUGGAGAGGGAGUUAUGUACAGUCCAGCAACAUUCUACGGUAAGGGGGAUCCGUCACAAAGGGAAGAUAGUAUUCGAUUGUCAUCACCUUUCCUUUGGUACCAAUCGAUUCUGCAACAGACACUGACAGCAGACCCAAUUCUUCACUGUUAUGGGCUCCAUGAAUGGGCCAUGCAAUAUCAGCCGGAAGGCGCACCAAUUCCUCCCAGUGGCCAGUACCAGGCCCACCUUCCUUUGAGAGUUUCCCGAGAAGUGAUCAAUGAGACAGUCGAGCGUAAAGGUGUAUCUUGUACACAUGUCGAUGCCCUUCGAUUCUUUGCACAAGACGCUUUACCGCUGAACAAAUUUGGAGGCUCACUAAAGCGUGACGAUCAAGUAAAGUUGGAGCAGCCAGCCUGCGUUCAUGCCCAUAUGGACUUGCUCAAAGUUGCCCUCAAGCUGACACCAUUUGGCGAUGCACAACUGCUGCAAUCCGUUUUGGAGAUGGCCCUCGAGGCUCGCAAGCUGGAUGUUGCAGCCAGUCCCUACGAUGCAUCUGCGUAUGGAGUAGGGGUAAUCCCCAUUGAUACACCGGAAGGGAGGGGCCAAUACCGGGAGGAUCAAAUGAAACUCAUGAAACGCGUCGAGCCGGUUCGAAAAAGUCUUCUGCGAGCUUAUAGUAACUUGCUGCAGAUAGCCUUUGACGAUUCUAUACUAGAGCUUGGAAAGACCAGGCUUCCGUCCAAGUCUCAGCAAGAACAGGUAACAUGA